Messenger RNA from Durusdinium trenchii, 3941 nucleotides. Lineage: Eukaryota; Dinophyceae; Suessiales; Symbiodiniaceae. The record is from the annotation of a GenBank genome assembly.
GGGGUGAACACAAAGAUGACCAGCCAUGGCGUGGACCUUCGCAUUUUUCUCCGCGUUUUGCGUGGCUGAUGGCCUGGCAAGCUUCAGCACCAGGUCUGGCCUCAAAGCUGCGGUGGAUGCCUGGGCCACAGCGAGCGAACCCCAACGGCAACACUUGAGAACCCGCUGGGGCGACAUCUCUGAGUGGAACGUCUCUGCAGUGACCAACUUCAGUGGGCUGUUCGAAGGCCUCGCAGACUUCGACGAGAGGAUCGGCGCCUGGGAGACCUCCGCCGUGACCGAUCUCAGCUACACCUUCAGUGGAGCUACGUCCUUCAACCAACCGCUGACGUGGGACACCUCUGCCGUUCGCUCCAUGCGGGAGAUGUUCAGCCGUGCCAGCCGUUUCAAUCAAUCACUGGCCAGCUGGGACACAUCCAAGGUGGAGGAUAUGCACGGCAUGUUUGCAGGUGCUUCUUCGUUCAACCAGGUUGUGGGUUCCUGGGAUACUUCCAAAGUGCGAGACAUGAAGGAGAUGUUCUUGGAUGCCUCCGCGUUUGACCAGGCGCUGGGCGGCUGGAAGACGUCCGCCGUGACCGGCAUGAGCGGCAUGUUUGCCCGUGCGCUCCGCUUCAACCAGGCCGUGGGUGGCUGGGACACCUCGAAGGUGACCACGAUGCUUGGCAUGUUUGGCUCAGCCCGGCGCUUCAACCAGCCCCUGGAUGAGUGGAACACCUCGGCAGUGACUGAUAUGAGCUACAUGUUCUAUUAUGCCGUUGCUUUUGACCAGGCUGUGGGCUCCUGGGACACCUCAAAAGUGACCACUAUGCAUUCCAUGUUCAGUGGAGCGAGGAGCUUCAACCAUCCAUUGAGACACUGGAAGACCUCUAAUGUCAGGGACAUGUCACAGAUGUUCUGGGACGCCAGAAGCUUCAACCAGGCCGUGGGCUCCUGGGACACCUCGAAGGUGACCACAAUGGCGAGCAUGUUUCACGGAGCGAGCAGCUUCAACCAGUCCCUGAAUGAUUGGCACACUUCCUCGGUUUUGGACAUGAGCUCCAUGUUCGUUAAGGCGGUUGUCUUCAACCAGGCCGUGGGUGGCUGGGACACCUCGAAGGUGACCACGAUGCAGGCCAUGUUUAAUACAGCUCGGAGCUUCAACCAGUCGCUGGAUGAGUGGAACACCUCGGCAGUGACUGAUAUGAGCUACAUGUUCUUCGAUGCCUUUGUGUUUGACCAGGCUGUGGGCUCCUGGGACACCUCCAAGGUGACCGCUAUGCAGUCCAUGUUCAGCGGAGCGAGGAGCUUCAACCAACCAUUGAGACACUGGAAGACCUCUAAUGUGAGGGACAUGUCACAGAUGUUCUGGGACGCCAGAAGCUUCAACCAGGCCGUAGGCUCCUGGGACACCUCGAAGGUGACCACAACGAAGAGCAUGUUUCAUGCGGCGAGGAGCUUCAACCAGUCCCUGAAUGAUUGGCACACUUCCUCAGUUUCGGACAUGAGCUACAUGUUCGUUAUGGCGGUUGUCUUCAACCAGGCCGUGGGCUGUUGGGACACCUCCAAGGUGACUACGAUGCGGGGCAUGUUCAACAAAGCCAGGAGCUUCAAUCAGCCCUUGGAAGACUGGAACACUUCAUCGGUAGUGACCAUGCGGGACAUGUUUGAGGACGCAGCAAGCUUCAAUCAUCCACUGGGCAAGUGGGAUACUUCGGCCGUUGUGGACAUGAGCGUCAUGUUUGCUCGAACGCCUUCGUUCAACCAGCCCUUGAACCCCUGGGACAUGAGUUCCGUGAAGAAUACGAGCUACAUGUUCAUUCAUGCGACAGGUUUCGACCAGCCAUUGGGCUGUUGGAAUACAUCGGCCGUGGUAGACAUGAGCUACAUGUUCUCCGGUGCAACAGCUUUUGAUCAACCUCUUGGCACUUGGGACUUUUCAUCGGUGAAUGCCAGCAUGAUGGAGGGCAUGCUCACAGCCAACCACAUUUCUCGGUGCAAUCUACGAUCCUUGUCCCAAGCAACAAGUUUGCCAGGGAGGUUGAAACGCUACUGGGGCUUUUCCACCUGUUCCAGUUGUGAAGCUCGCCGAUGCCCUGAUUCCAAGCAAGCUUGCGUGGAUGGGGAGUGCCACCCAGUGAACUCGAACUUCAUCGAGCUUGCCCAAGGCCAAUGGGCACCACAGCAGCGGCAGGAGGUGGAGCUGGUUGACGUGGCUCGGACGUACCGCGGCUGCGCUGAAGUCUGUGAAGGGUCUGCGAACUGCUCAGCCUUUGUCUUGGAGAAGGGGCGAUGCGCCCUCUACAUCGGGAAAGGGCUGCCAGAGAAACGUGGGGAAGGCACUAUGCGAGCCUUCCUGAAGCCUCGCUGCGAGUUCUUCACCUGCCCAGCUGAGGGUGUCCUGAUGGGUAUGGAGGGCCCAGCCGUCACAGCAGCAUCCUGCUGCCGCUGCCGAGAUGGCCGAGUGAAGAACUUGAGGGUAGCGCCAGAACUCCAGUGCAUCUCAUGCCCCGCAGGGGCGGAACCAAUGAGCUGGAGCUCAUGUAGACCUUGUCAGCCUGGUUUCAUCUCGAGAGGCUCGAAAUGUGAACGCUGCAGCGAAGGGUUGGAACCCAACGCGGCCCAGAGUGAUUGCAGGGACUGCCCACCAGGGCACUUUGCGACGGCAGACAUGGAUGCGUGCAAACCAUGUGAAUUCCCCAGAAUGCUUUUUGGCGACAAUUGUGCCCCGUGGCCCUUGGUUGUCAUUUUGCUCUUCUUGUUGGUUUGCUUGGGCGUCUUGUUCUUUGUGUCCAGGGCAGUCCUGAAAUCUGGACGAAAGAGGAUCCUUGCACGAGUAGAGCGAGCGGAGAAGCUGGUGCAGAUGCUAGAUUGGGAACUCUGGGAAAUGGAGGCGGUGACCACGGUUGAGACCUAUGCAGCGCAACUGCAUGAGCUUGGCUGGACACACGAGGAAGUACUUCAGAAGGCUGGUGAGAUCCGAGCCCAGCACAGUAGAAUCGCAGGAGUCGGCAUGCGAUACUUGCUUUCGGAUUUCACUUACCUGGCAGAGCAGAGGGCACAGAAGCCAAAUCCCGACUUUCAUGAGCUGAAGGUUGCAUUUUGGUUCGGUGCUGAUCCCUUGGGAGAGCAGGUCCCCUGCCCACGUGAUGGGGAACCAGGCUGUGCCUUAGUAGACUUACUGCCCAAAGCCGAUCGACAGCCUCAGACGCAUUUCAUGUCCUGGACCUGGAGGUACACUUUGAAGCAGAUCCAAAGCGCUUUGGCGAUUUGGAGCAGCUCCACAAGGAUUGAGGCCGAAAGGGUCUUUUUCUUCAUGUGCUUCUUUGUGAACAACCAGUUCCGGAUCAUGAAAGACCAAAGUAGCUCGGGAAGUGAUGACUUGGACCAUGUGUUCAAUUCAAACCUGCGGCGGAUUGGACAAGUGGUGGCCAUUCUCGAUGCCUGGCACGAGCCGAUCUACUUGCAAAGAGUCUGGACCGUCUACGAGCAGUACGUGGCCUGCUCGCUGGAGGUGCCCGUGACCUUUGUCAUGCCUGCGGAGGCGCAACGGUCCUUGACCGCCGAGAUCAAUCGAGGCGAGCCGGGCAUCAACGAGGUCACAUCGUCCCUCUCCAAGGUCGACUCGGCGAAUGCGGAAGCCUUUGAUCCAAGAGAUGAGUUCAAAGUGAAGAAGGCCAUCCAGGAGACCGUCGGCUUUGAAGAGGUGAACGAGCACGUGCGCCAGGCCCUGGUGCAGUGGAUCAGCGGAGUCGUCCGGCUGCAGUUCCAGGAGCUGCUGAAGCGCCAGGCGCGGCCGAAACGCGCCGAGCCCGAGCCCGAGCCCGCCGAGCCGGUGGCGGGGUCGGCUCCAGCGUUAGCGGGUGGCGGCCACGAGGUGGGCCGGCAGAUCAUACCCAUUUAAUUCAGGAUUUUAAUGGGGGCGCCAUAGGAGCGCCCAGGGCAGGCAGAAUCUUAUUUAUGAG